AUGCCGCCUCGUCUACCUCUCCGCCUUUCCUCCUUGUCGCCGCUUCCUCUCAGGUUCAAGAAGUCCCUAAAAAUGGCUGAUGGAGAAGAGGACUUGCCAAGAGAUGCCAAAAUUGUGAAAACUUUGCUAAAGUCAAUGGGGGUUGACCAGUAUGAACCCCGUGUUGUUCACCAGUUUCUAGAAUUAUGGUAUCGAUAUGUGGUCGAUGUGUUGACCGAUGCACAAGUUUACUCAGAACAUGCUGGAAAGUCAACCAUUGAUUCCGAUGAUGUCAAGCUUGCUAUUCAGUCUAAAGUCAACUUCAGCUUCUCCCAACCUCCUCCACGAGAGGUGCUAUUGGAAUUAGCAAGGAACCGGAAUAAGAUUCCGUUGCCGAAGUCGAUAGCCGGACCAGGAAUGGCACUGCCCCCUGAUUCCGACACUUUGAUCAGUCCAAAUUAUCAACUUGUGAUUCCGAGGAAACGAACAAAUGAAGCUAUUGAAGAAACAGAGGAAGAGGAAGAAGGUUUUAGUUCAAGUUGUAAUCCACGUCUUUGUUCUUACAACAAACAAAAAAUGGAUUUUAGAUCGAUACCUUGUGUGUUUCUUAGUUGUAGCACUUCACAUCCCGGGUAUCGUUACUACUAG
Molecule: messenger RNA, 627 nt
Organism: Lactuca saligna
Lineage: Eukaryota; Viridiplantae; Streptophyta; Magnoliopsida; Asterales; Asteraceae
Source: the annotation of a GenBank genome assembly